GGUGGUUGGAGCUGAGGAUGGAGCUAAGCCUGUGUAGCAACCACAGAUCGUUUUUCACGAGGAAGAAGAGCAGAGAGAGUGAGCACAUCGUGUAAAUGUGCGAGCACGGGGAAAAGGAGAAAUCUGUUUAAUGGAGGACGAAAGCGUGAUGUGAUCAACCUGCUUUCUCUGCCGGUGCGUGCGUGUGUGUGUGUAUAUAUAUAUACGUGUGUGUGCGCGUGUUUCACCAUAGGGACGUGUAGAGUCGCUACAGAUUCUCAUUGAUCUCGCCUUUUUUUUAAUGCACAGAAGCUCUGACAGCGUGCGGGUGUGCCAUACAAUCGAGAUUUGCUGUUGAAUGUGCAAUAUGCACGCAGUGAACUCUGUGUAUAUGAAUGCACUGGUGCCUUAUCAGCACACAGGCUGUGUUGCAUAUGAUCUGGCUGCUCGCGACUUCUAAUAUGUAGCGGAUUCCUGUCAGACCAUCGGAGGAUUUGAGAGGACGACAGUGGUUGAACUGGUUGUUACCGGUGCAAUGUGCUACUUGGAGUUUUAAGAGUGAGUUUCUGUCAUGAACUGUGAUUCGCACCGGGUGUCUUGGAGUGAAGAUGUCUGCAAACUUGUUUGGUUUGUCUAAUCUCGGGUGUGAUAACCUUUGGUCUGACAGUCUGGACUGUUCGGGGGGUUUCUUCUUUAUCUCUCAGCUGGACUUCAGCUCAUGCAGAGCACGCUGAUCACACCGUGCAGCCUCUCGCUUAAUCAGCAGUUCCCACUCCAGAGCAGCCUAGUCAGUAGUCUCUGUAUCAGCAUGGGAUGUCAGCUGGGGUCGGGCACAGAAGUGGUAGUUUCCCCCCCCCCUUUUUUUUCUUCCACGUCUGAUAGUUUUUAGGUGGUAACUCGAGAGAACAUACAGCUUUUAUAUCUGAAAUAAGCUGCACCAGUGUUACCGCUCUGCUGUUAUUUGUCAGGGUGAAAAUGAGCGGAUAUUAUUUCCUGCUUUUCGCUGAUAAAAGAUGAUAAAAGCAGAGGACACUCCGCCAGCCGUCUCGGUUUAAUGGUAAAUUGUCUAAUAGUGCUGGCUCGCUGAAAGCCACGCGAGAUCGGGGCUUCUUCUCGCCACGUCACCUGGAAACCACAGGAGCCACGAGGACCCCCUCUGACAGGUGUGAACCCGCACGCGUGCCAUGGAUGAUUCUGGGAUCAUCCGAAGACGGAGGCUACAGAAGGAUCUACCUCUGCCCCGAAAAAGUAGCAGUUGCAGAACCAGUAACCGGAAAAGCCUCAUCCUGACCAGUACAUCCCCCACCCUGCCACGGCCACACUCUCCACUGCCUGGACACAUAGGAAGCAGUCCGUUGGACAGCCCGCGCAACUUCUCACCAAGCGGACCUGCCCACUUUUCCUUCGCUUCUUCUCGAAGGGCUGAUGGUCGUAGAUGGUCCUUGGCUUCUCUGCCUUCCUCAGGAUAUGGCACCAAUACACCCAGUUCAACAUCAUCCAGCUCGUCCCAGGAGCGUCUGCACCAGCUGCCCUUCCAGCCGACCAUGGACGAGCUGCACUUCCUGUCCAAGCACUUUGGCAGCACAGAGAGCAUCACGGAUGAUGACGGGGGCCGACGCUCGCCGCAUGUCCGCCCUCGCUCUCGGAGUCUCAGCCCCGGGCGCUCUCCAUCCUGCUAUGACAAUGAAAUAGUGAUGAUGAACCAUGUCUACAAGGAGCGCUUCCCCAAGGCCACAGCUCAGAUGGAGGAGAGGCUGGCAGAGUUCAUCCACAGCUACUCCCCAGAGAGCGUUCUGCCACUGGCCGACGGGGUCCUCAGCUUCAUCCACCACCAGGUAGCGGAGCUGUCCAGAGAUUGCCUGACCAAAUCACGCGAGGGCCUCAUUACCAGCGUCUACUUCUGUGAGCUGCAGGAGAACCUGGAGAAGCUGCUGCAUGACGCUUACGAGCGCUCAGAGAGUCCGGAACUCACCUUCGUCAUCGAGCUGGUCAAAAAGCUCUUCAUCAUCAUAUCUCGCCCCGCCAGGCUCCUCGAGUGUUUGGAGUUCAACCCAGAGGAGUUUUACCAUUUGCUGGAGGCAGCAGAGGAUCACGCCAAGGAGGGACAACUGAUGAAGGCAGACAUCCCUCGGUACAUCAUCAGCCAAUUGGGGCUGACCAGAGACCCACUGGAGGAAAUCGUGAGCCUUGACAGCUAUGACAGUGAAGGUCCUCAUACUCCGGAGACUGAUGACUCAGCAGAGGGAAAAGGGAGAGCCAUCAAGCCACCGAGUGAAGAAGAUUUUCAGAGCAUCAAACUGAUCAGUAAUGGAGCUUAUGGUGCCGUCUACCUGGUGCGGCACAGAGAGACACGUCAGCGCUUUGCCAUGAAAAAGAUCAACAAGCAGAAUCUGAUCCUGAGGAACCAGAUCCAGCAGGCGUUUGUAGAGCGGGACAUCCUCACCUUCGCAGAGAACCCCUUCGUCGUCUCCAUGUUCUGCUCCUUUGAAACGCGGCGACACCUCUGCAUGGUCAUGGAGUAUGUUGAGGGUGGUGACUGUGCCACUUUGUUGAAGAACAUCGGGGCUCUGCCUGUGGAGCUGGCAAGGAUGUACUUUGCAGAGACUGUUUUAGCCCUGGAGUACCUGCACAACUAUGGUAUCGUCCAUAGAGACCUCAAACCUGACAAUCUCCUGAUCACCUCCAUGGGCCACAUCAAGCUCACAGACUUUGGCUUAUCGAAGAUGGGCCUGAUGAGCCUCACCACCAACCUGUAUGAGGGACACAUUGAGAAAGAUGCCAGAGAGUUCCUGGACAAGCAGGUUUGUGGUACUCCAGAGUACAUCGCUCCAGAGGUGAUUCUCCGUCAGGGCUACGGGAAGCCGGUGGAUUGGUGGGCCAUGGGCAUCAUCCUCUAUGAGUUCCUGGUGGGCUGUGUGCCUUUCUUUGGAGAUACUCCUGAGGAGCUGUUUGGACAGGUCAUCACAGACGAUAUAGUUUGGCCAGAUGGUGAUGAAGCCUUGCCUGCAGAUGCCCAGGCCCUCAUAUCUGCUCUGCUGCAGACAAAUCCUCUAGUGAGGCUGGGUACAGGUGGAGCGUUCGAGGUGAAGCAGCACUCGUUCUUCACCGAGCUGGACUGGAACAGUUUACUGAGGCAGAAGGCAGAGUUCAUCCCUCACCUGGAGUCAGAGGAGGACACCAGCUACUUCGAUACCCGUUCGGAUCGUUAUCACCACAUCAAUACGUACGACGAGGAUGACACCAACGACGACGAGCCGGUUGAGAUCAGACAGUUUUCCUCCUGCUCUCCUCGCUUCAGCAAGGUGUACAGCAGCAUGGAGCAUCUUUCUCAGCUGGAGCAGAAAGCUACGAGCUCCGUGUCCCGCCGAGAGCACAAGGGCCCGCGGGACGACAAGGUGACCAAGAGAGAGAGCCUGGGCAGCUUCAGCAUGAGGGACAAGAGCUGGAGGACUGGAUCACCUGAGAUGAAGCGCCUGUCUUGUUCAGAGUCCCUUUACAUGGAGGGAGACGCGAGCCCUCCCCUUGGUGCCCGGCGACGUUUCUCAGCACUGAUGGAUACGCAUCGUUUUGCCUCGCCCCUAGAGGGUGAGCCAGACUUCUUGUCCCGCCAGGCUCCCAUCAAGGUCCGCGGAACCUCGCUGGACGGGACCGGCGUCCCCUCACCAAGCCUCCUGGAGCAGAGGACCAGUCUCAAAGAGAUUAAUGGAGCAGAUAAGCCCCCUAGACCUGGAGAGACACCGGGCAUCACCACGGCCAUCACCACAUUAUCUCCAGGUCCCGCAGCGGCCAGUCGUGAUGUGAUGACGCCCCUGUACGACCCACUGGGGCCCCGGGCCACUAAUGACCUGGUCCUCCGCAGGGCGCGCCAUCCGCAUUUGUCUGGUGAUGGAGAGAAACGCAACUCCAGACCUGGCAACAAGGUCAUCAAGUCAGCCUCGGCCACAGCCCUGUCCGUCAUUAUACCAUCAGUGGAGCAGCAUGGCGGCUUCUCUCCCCUGGCCAGCCCCAUGUCCCCCCACUCUUUCUCUUCCAACCCCUCGUCCCGAGACUCCUCGCCCAGCAGAGACUUCUGCCCGGCAGUCAGCGUGCUACGCUCCCCCAUCACCAUCCAUCGCUCUGGAAAGAAGUACGGCUUCACCCUCAGGGCCAUCAGGGUCUACAUCGGAGACAGUGACAUCUACAGUGUGCAUCAUAUUGUCUGGCAUGUGGAAGAUGGCGGACCCGCCCAGGAGGCUGGCCUGUGUGCUGGUGACCUCAUCACUCACGUCAACGGGGAACCUGUCCACGGUCUGGUUCACACUGAAGUGGUAGAGCUUAUCCUAAAGAGUGGUAACAAGGUGACAGUGACAACUACACCUUUUGAGAACACCUCCAUUAAAGUGGGUCCCGCCCGGAAGGCCAGCUACAGGUGUAAGAUGGCCCGACGGAACAAGAGGACCAUGGGCAAGGACGGCCAGGACAGUAAGAAGCGUAGCUCCUUGUUUCGCAAGAUCACAAAACAGUCCAAUCUGCUGCACACCAGCCGCAGUCUGUCCUCUCUGAAUCGCUCUCUGUCCUCCAGUGAGAGUCUUCCUGGCUCCCCAACUCACAGCCUGUCUGCCCGGUCCCCGACUCAGGGCUACCGCUCCACCCCCGAGCCAUCAUACCUGGGUGCCUCCUCCCAGAGCAGCUCUCCGGCCUCCAGCACUCCAAACUCCCCUGCUCCCUCCCAGCACAUGAGGCCCAGCUCCCUGCACGGCCUCUCACCUAAACUCCACCGCCAGUAUCGCUCUGCCCGCUGUAAAUCUGCUGGUAACAUCCCUCUGUCCCCGCUGGCCCAUACACCCUCCCCUACCCAGUCCUCUCCUCCACCCUUGCCAGGCCACACUGUGGGGAGCUCCAACACCACCCAGUCCUUCCCUGCCAAGCUCCACUCGUCUCCACCGGUGGUCCGUCCGAGGCCCAAGAGCGCCGAGCCCCCCCGCUCGCCUCUUCUCAAACGGGUGCAGUCGGCAGAGAAGCUGGGCUCACCUCUGACCCAGUCCAGUUCUACGGGAGGGCUGGGGGGUCCGCUGAGGAAGCACAGCCUGGAAGUGCAGCACUCUGAGUACCGUAAGGAUGCCUUCCUCUGUGAGCUCGGGCUCCAGAGCCUUUUGGAAACAGAAGGGGAGAACUUGCCUCCUAAUCCUCCACCCCUGCCCUCGUCCUCGACUACGCCAGAGACCGGCGUGCUGAAGCCUGUGAGGAGACUUGGGAGGCAGGAGUCGCCACUUAGCAGGGAAACGCUCCUGGCCGGGAGGGAGAGGGAAGAGAGGGAGAGAGGAAGAGAGAGGGAGAAAGAGAGGGAGACAGAGACCGGGAUGAGUCGAGCUGGAGCAGCAGCAGCUUCCUUAACAAGAAAACCUCAUACAAGUGAGCUGCCCUUGAACUCACAGAGCUCCAGACUCAGUGCAGAAACCACUAAAGUUACAACUCCUAGCACCCCUACCAAACCAACAGGAAGUCUAUGUGGUCAAAAGGCACCUGAAAAGAUCCAUCAGAGUCAGGCAGACUUAACUCCAAAACAAUUAGAGCCCAAGGCAGCCAAAGGUGUGUUAUCUAAUGGUAGAGAUCCCCAGGAGCAGCAGCUAGGGGGCAGAACUGAACCAAAGCAGGAGGGAAACAACAGGAGUGGUCCCAGUAGGCCUGCUUUACCUGGUGCUGCCUUCCCUAAGAGCUCUGCUUCGACCCUAGAUAAGUCCAUCGGCAUCAGUGCGACGGUGACAACAGGUCCUAUGAGCAUGAACAAAACCUUUAAGCCAUCGGGUAUGGGGGACAGCCUGAGAAAGGCUGGAGCUGAGAGCAGUGACUCGAGGACUCCAGACCUCGGCUCCAAAAGCCCCAAACUCCCAGCUCGGGUCCUCGCUCCCGUCGUCCCCCCGCACGGGCAGCCGCUCUCACUGGGCAAGGUGAGGCAGGGACUUGGGGCCGUCAACUGCUACAGGGGAACCCUGGACUGGGAAGACAAAUGUCGCCUGGAGGUGGUGGAGGAGCAUUCGCCCUCCCCAUCUCCUUCCCCUACCGCCGUCACCCCCUCCCUGUGCGGGCCCUCCCUCUGUAAGUCACGGCCCGUCUCUCCCGGCGACAAGACAAGCUUCGUAAGCCAGCUGACCACUGUGGCCAAAAACGUCCUCGGGCCAAUCAAGCUCGGCUCCCAGGAGGGGGCCAAGAGCAAAGACCAGCAGACUAAGGCGGCGGAGGAGAAGCAGGGAGGCGCAGCGGGAAAGUCUGACACUCCCGCAGGAGGUCGAGUGGUUGUUGGGGCUGCAGUGGUGACCCAGAGUCCUGCCGGCUCACCACUAGAGAAGGCUGCGACAGGUAGCAGCCCACCGAAAAUGUGACCCCAUGGGGUCCCCAAGUGGGACUUUAGUACAAAAAAAAAAGAAAGAAAAAAAGAUGCCUUUUUUUUGGAAGAACAAUGCAACAGAAGUCAAGCACUUAAAAACAUUGUACAUUCCAGUUUCAGAGUAUAUAAAAUGUUAUUUAUUGAUUCCAAUCAUUGACUGAUUCUAACUUAAAACCAGGAGUGGAAAAAAAUCUUCUGCAAAGGUGCAUUAACUAUUGAUUUUCUAUUAUAAAUUAUUUAAUAAGAAGACUCUUAAUGUAAUGUGGAACACUUUAUCAGAUGUAUAUGUGUGUGGGUCUAUGUGAACGCAUGUCUUAUGGUAUGUACUGUACAUGUAUAAUAGGUACAAGAGGUCAAAAAGUGCUUUACCGAUCAAAACAUGCUGAAUACUGUGAAUACCAAAUCCAGUCACUCUAUUUUGUCUUUCAACCAGCCCUUUCUUCUGUUACUGCUUACCAAACAAGUUAAUGAAACAGGGGGAGGGGGGUGGUGAACUGAGGCACAGUGGAACUGUUAUAUUUUCAUCAAACAACAUGAAUGACGUGCAGCAUCAGUUUGGCUGCUGCGUGCAAGCAACACGAUGAUUAAGCUCAUUUCUUCUUCAUCCAGCAGUUUGCUUUCUCCUGAGUUGCGCCGUCAGACAAAGCCAAAGCAGGCACUCUGUCAGGGGAUGUCAUGUCAAGCACUGUCCGGCUCUGUCUGUCUGUCGCAGGGGAUUGUGUGUGUGUGUGUGUGUGUGUUAGGCUCGUGCUUGCGUGCAUGUGUGUAUGUGUGUGUGAAGCUACCUUGGGUCUAUUUCUGCUGGUUCUUGAAGGCUGUGUCCUGCUGCAGAGGAAAGCGGGGGUGACAGAGCUGAAGCUCAGCGCUUCUUAUCUCCCCCUCGCAGGAGGGCCACCACAGCCCUUUUCUCCCUCUGCCUCUGACUAUCAGCCGACACGCCUACGCAAAAAACACACACACAAACACGUCAAACACAGCACACGUUGCCACAGGAGGUAGCAGUGUCAGCAACUGAUUUUCCAUGCAUUUAAAUCCAUCCCCCUGUGGUCCAUGAACUGGGAUGUGAGUGUGUUCUGUGAGUGAGCGAGUGAGUUAAGAAGUGUGGGAGCAUGCGUGUGUCUUUUCUGGGGAUAAUUACACUCAGCGCGGUUGACUCAGCAAGGGUCGUGACCGAAACCAACCUGGACAUGAACAGACAGCAGUGAGGAUCCGUUAGCAGUCACAGGUUUUUACCGACAGGAAGAAAAUCACCUUCUACUUGAUUAACUAAUCACACUGGCACAGAAAAGAUUUAUUCUUUGAGGCAUAAGAAAAUAUAAUAAGCACAUAUACAGUGAACAGGAAAAGCAGGCAGUCAUGGAUGUAGCAUACCGUAAUUUAUUUGUUAAAGGGCUCAAUAGCUGAGGUAGGGUUUGUGGAUAUGGGCAUGGUAUAUCACAAUGAACCUGUUAUUCUAAAAACAAGGUUAUCUACAGUAUAAUCAGACUGACUGUGUUGUUAGGUACUACAAGCUAGGUAGUGAGGAUCGAUUAAUGUAAUGCUCACAUUUUGCUAUGUAACAUACUGACAAUGGUGUUUGAAUUAAUCUCAGCAGGAGCACAGAGAAGGGUAAAAUGUUCACAGGACAAAAACAACUUGUGUUCCUCUCCCACUGGUCUUAUUCACCUCCUUUAUUGUUCAUAUAUCAGUAACUAACCAGUGUACAUAAUCUUAUAUAACUCAUUUACAGCUGUGUGGGAGGACUGCUGUCACUACACGGCUUUGACAUGUUUUUAAAUUUCACUCUCCACCAGUGAUUUGAUUUGAAAUUUAUUAUGACUCUUCUCUAAGCUCUACAAAUGUAAACUGAUUCAGCCAGCAACAGCACAUGUAAACUUCACAACAAGGCAGAAGUUCAAAGACUUUAAUGUAUUUUCUAGUGGCAAAUUUGAGUUUCAAACGAAUGGUUCAGUCGGUUUCAACUUGCUAUAUCUUGAAGUUUGUUCUCCAGCUUUUGCUCUCAGCUGUUCAGGAUUGGGUAGUUAGUGUACAGUUGUACUGGAAGCAGCAGUGUCUUGGUUUUAAAACCAGAGCGAAGAGCUGGAAGUGGCUGAAAGCUAUGUAGGGCUGCAAAGUGGGAAGCUGAUUUUUGCGGUUUUGGCAGUAUAUGACCUUCUCACAUAACCAUUCAUUCAUUAAAACAACAUUGCUCGCUGCAUUUUUAAUGCAACAUAAACAGAUUUUAAUCGAUUUCAAUUUAUGAGAAGGAUUCUGUUUGCAGUCCAUCCAUGAAUCUAACAUUGUUUCAUGGUGUACCAGUGAUUUCAAACAACCCCAGUAAAAAGUCUCGUGCAUCACAUGAAUUACCCACUGAGGGUUUUUUUUUUUUUUUUUUGCAUGGUACUCUACUGCCCUCCAGUGGUUCAUAAUGUCCACUGUUGAACAUUAUUUCCAUAAAAUGUUUAUUUAAAAACAUUGGAGUGAGAGUUUCUUUAAUGGAACCAGGACCACUGAUUUACUGCAGAAUGGAUGUUAUUAGCCAUAGGGUUACUGAAUAUGCAUUUAUGUUUCUAAUGACAGAAUAUUUGCAUUAAUUAUCAGAUGAACACUUGAAACAUGAAUUUAUUCAUUUUCCUUUGUUGUGUUCUUCACGUGACUGUUAAUUAUAUCUUCUGGAAUAGGGAUUAACAUUUUUAAAUAUUCUGUCUUAUAUAUUCUACUGAUAGGAGGGAAUUAUUUUAUAUCUUGAUGUAACAAAGGCGACAUCAGGUCAGCUCUGAUCACCUGAUUAAGAAAACUAACUGUAAUGUAAUCUUAUACAGCUGUUAUGCCCACUUUCAGGCCUUUUCCCAAUCAAUGGUGUCUAUACCGGUGUUACAUGUUUGAGAAUUCCUUUUUUCUUUUUGUGAUUGACAGAGAGAGUAGUAGAAAUGCACUUUAUUUGAAAAAAAAAAAUCUUCAUUUGCUGGUAUUGUUUGUAAGUUACUUUGACAAAAAAGUAAAUAUAUUGUAUACAAAUAUGGAUUCUACAAAUGAACACAAAAAGUCCAAGUAUAAAAACAUUCCACGUUUCUCUGUUCACUGAAAAUGUAUUUAUUUGUACCAUUGGGGCAUUUUUGUUUGUGAUAGACGUGAUUCAAAUGCAGACACCUGAAGUGCAGUAUGUGGAAUAAAAUUCAGAGAUUUGUUCCAAA
Messenger RNA from Lates calcarifer (barramundi perch), 9516 nucleotides. It is a transcript of the gene mast1a, whose product is annotated as microtubule associated serine/threonine kinase 1a. The record is from RefSeq and is a predicted model, not a curated record. Gene Ontology annotation, molecular function: ATP binding; protein binding; magnesium ion binding. Bases 1164 to 6338 code for a protein of 1724 amino acids. NCBI's taxonomy places the organism in Eukaryota, Metazoa, Chordata, Actinopteri, Centropomidae. Gene Ontology annotation, biological process: intracellular signal transduction; peptidyl-serine phosphorylation. The transcript is spliced from 27 exons.